AUGGCCAACCGAGCAAAGGAAGAGGAACACGAGGGCAACUACGAGAUCAUCGACCUGCUGCUCGACCAGCCGGGCUUCGAAUGCGACCCGAUCAACCGGGCCGACGGCGACACGCCCUUGCACACGGCGGUGCGGUGGAUCAACGGGGAGCCGGCGGGCCAGCGGGAGUUUGGCAACGCGCUGGUGGAGAUGAUGCUGGAGGCCGGGUCGAGCUCGCGGAUCAAGAACCGCGGCGGGCUGACGCCGCUGCAGCUGGUGGAUCCGCAGAAUGAGGGGCUCAAGGAGGUGAUUCGCAAGCAUGAGUAUGCGGCGCUGAAUGCGGGGGAUUUUGUCAGCGCGGAUGAGGUGAAGGGGGGGAAGGGGUUGGUGGCGGCGGCGGCGGUGUCGUCAUCGAGGCGGGAGAAGGAGGACGAGGAGGACGAGGAUGCCGAGUUUAGUGGGAGUGAUGACGAGGAGAGGGCAGAGUGGGAGCGCCGGAGGAAGGCCAAGAGGGGGUGA
Messenger RNA from Chaetomium globosum CBS 148.51, 498 nucleotides. RefSeq lists its product as uncharacterized. NCBI's taxonomy places the organism in Eukaryota, Fungi, Ascomycota, Sordariomycetes, Sordariales, Chaetomiaceae. The transcript has 2 exons. Gene Ontology annotation, molecular function: protein binding. The record is from RefSeq and is a predicted model, not a curated record. The coding region runs from base 1 to 498 and encodes 165 amino acids.